This is a messenger RNA of Cherax quadricarinatus, 9306 nucleotides long. The record is from RefSeq and is a predicted model, not a curated record. Lineage: Eukaryota; Metazoa; Arthropoda; Malacostraca; Decapoda; Parastacidae.
AAAAUAUUCUUUCCUUCCAGGCAUGCAUUGAGGAACAGGAUGAAGACAGGUGGACUGUGCUCCCCUUCUAAUGGGAGCAACUAUCCUCUUGGAGAUGCUGUCAAUGUUGUUCCUACCCAAAAGCCACCUAAUAGCUGUGGCCAGUUCUCGAAGACCUCUCCUACUUCCAGAGAGAGCCAUGCCCAACUUGAUCCAGAUGUGUACAAAGAACAUACCCAGGCUCACUCUCCAACCACCAGCCAUGUCAAUGGAUUCUUCCCACAUCCAGGAUUAUCCAAUGGGGUGUAUGGAGCUACCUACAUCCCAAAGAAGGGGCUCCAUUUGCCAUGCCACUUACUGUCCCUUCCACAGGAUGAGGAUGGUGAGGGCAGAGGAUCAGCAUCAUGUACAUCUCUUAGCACAUUUACAAGAGAUUCUUGUAAUGCUGCAGCAAGCACUGUUGCUUCUACCACCUCUUCUCAAACUAUCAACCCUAACUGUUCACUGCCAAAUGUCUCUGGUAAAUGUUUUAAACAGUUGACCCUCUUUACAUCUGCACAUGAAGAAACCUCUACUGUGUCAGUAUGUUGCCAGACAUCUGAUAACUUAACAAGCUUUUGUUCUUUGGGGAACUCUGUGGUUGAUCCUAUGGCAGUUCUUGGUGGAUUUGGUUUAUCAUCAGUGUCCAAACAGGGUGUAACACUAACUUCACCUACAAGUUCUAAAAGUCCAAAGGGAAGGAGGAGAAUUUCCCUUGAAGAAAUGGUAACAAAAUUGCACAACCGCUCCAAGGCUAAUCGAAGAGGCCCCAAUGUACUGCAAGACUUCCCGUCACACAGUAUUGUUAACUUUGGAGAAAUACAGGAGAAAUCCAUGGACUACUUGCAUAAAGAUGCAUCUUUAUUGUCAAAAAGUGACUCUGGAAUAAAAUCUUCAUACCAGAAUGAACAAAGUAGUCCUAAAAUAUGUGAUAACAACAACACUGCCAUAAUUGUUAAUGCUCACCUGAGUAAGGAUUUUUCUGUUAAGGACAAAAACAAUAAAAGUGAUUCAGGGAACACAUGUUGUAGUGGAGAGACCUCUUCAACCUUUUGUGAAAAAACUGAACCUGUUAUGGCGCAGGAACACCAAAAAUUAAAUGGAAACAAAUUUAAUGUAACCGAAAGUGUGUCUUUAAUACUUCCAAAUAUCAAUAAUGCAAGUAAAAAUGCAAACGACAGUGACGAUAUCAUACCUAAAUUGUGUGCUGACAAGUGUUCAAGUUUAGAGGCUGCUAAUGUUGAUAUCUUUUCCUCUUUGUCUUGUAACUUAAAGAAAAGUCAUGAGGAAAUUAGAUCAGAUGACUUUGGCCAUGAUGAUAACAGAACUGAAAGAAGUGUAGAUUGCAUAAGUGUUAGUGCAAGAAAAUGUAAGGAUCUGAAGACUACAGAUGUUCUCAGCAAUGUUUGUAAUCAGUGUAAGUGCUUUUUUAAGGACCAACAGUGUAAAUGUGACCAAGAUUUCACUAUGGACUCUGAAAAUGUUCAUGAUGUAACCUCAAAAAAUGUGAAGCAUUUGAGUAGCCCAUUACAAGCAACAUCUAGUGUAGAAAGUGAUAAAUGUGUUGAAAGUCUACUAUCAAUGGGUACUGAUGUUCUGAGUGGUAGAGUGAAUAUCCCUGAAAGUGAUAGUGUGAUAUCAGGAGGCAGUGAGAGUAAUACUGAGGUAUUUGAAAAAGAACUAAGUUCUGAAAAUUGCAGUAGAAAUGCUGAGACAGUUGCUGGAUUAUCAUGUAGAACUAUUCUAGCAGAAAGUGAAAAUGGUGAUUUAUACAAUGAAAAGGGUGCUCAGAAUUCUUGUGAUAGUGUUCGAGAAACCAGUUUCUCUAAAACAAACAAAACCAGUGUUUUAACAUCAUCUCUUGUGAAUACUGAUUGUGAAAGUGUGCAAUAUUUAGAACCCAUUUCAGAUGAUGAAAACUCUCUUCUUUGUGCUCCUUCCUCUUCCUCAGGCCUUUCUUCUGUCUCAGGUUUUCAGAGCAACUCCAAUACACCCAUGUUCUCAGAUACUCCUUCAGAUGCUUCUCGGGGUACACUCAUGGUCAGGAUUUCUGAUGCAGUGGCUGCAAUAUUGUCAGAUGUAUCUGAUGAAAGUCUCCCUGCCUCUCCAUUGGCAAGUAAUUCUAAUUCGGAGGAUAAUUUAAAGCCUGUGUUACCAGGUAAAACACUAAGUGACAAAAUUAAUAGCAUUUGUGAGAACUUGGACAUUGUGUGUACAAAAAACAGCAGUACAGAUUCACUACCAAUAAAAACAUCCAACGUACUAUUAAGUCAUGUGCACUUGAAAAAUAUUGCAGACAGUAAUUUUGAUAAAGAAAGAACUUUACAAGAGUGUACUGCAGAGAAAACUAAAUCCAUUAAGGAUAUAAUUAGUGAUACUGUUCAACCUGAAUUAAGUUAUGCUGAAAUUCAGAAAGAAAAAGAUUUAGCAUUUGAUCUUCCAACAUUAUCAUCUCCAGUGGAUCCUGUAAAGGGCAUAUCUUGUGAAAAUACUUUGUCGGAAAAGAGUACGUGUGAAUGGCCUACUAGUGUUAUCCCAGAUAAAGGAGUUAAAGAACAAGGCUUUGAAAAUCAGCCACAAGAAACCUACAUAUCAACAUCGUGUGUUAGUUUGGAUUCUGUUCAUUCUACAGACAAGUUGACAAUAUCUGGUAGUCAGAGCUUGUUUGGUCAUUCUUCUAGCUCUGUACCAGGAUUGUUUAGUGAUGUUAAUACUGCUGGCCACUCCUUGUCUCCUUCAACUGUAUCAUCAGAUACACUUGUAGAUUUUAGCCUACCCUCACAGGUACCUUUAAAGGAUUUAGGCACUAAUAAUUAUAGUAACUUGUCCAAUACUGGUAAUAAUUUAUGCCAAAACCCUGUCUCAGGAUCUCAAACCAUUUCUAGUCAGACCCAAAACUGCAAUACCUUACAAAAUGAGGAGACUGCAUCAGGUCUUCUUGGAAUGCCCAGUACAAUCACAUUGAAUAAUCCUGGACAGCCACCCAAGUCUGUUAAUGAUGAUUUUCUUCAUACAAAAUGUAGCACCCACUUAGAAAACCAAUCACCCUGGAAUUCAAUGUUUAGAGAGGAAAAUUCAUCACUAGAAACUGCCUUAAAAUUUAGCUGUGUGCCACCCAUUUCUCCAGAAAAACGUAGCCACCUAUCAUUAGUGCCUGUUGUGGAUUUGGGAAAAAAUUCAUGUCCACCUGAAAAUAAUAGAAAUUUUUCUUUACCAGAUAAAAAUGUGACAAAGCCCUGCAUGAGUGUGAAAGAUUCAGUUGAUGUUGUAGAUGAUCUUUUACAAGCAAAAUCGGGAAUAUUACAGCUUGUUAGUGAAAUUUCUCAUUCUGCUGUAGUGGAAAGUGAGGCAUUUGUUAAACCUUCAGCUGAAGGUAUUCAAUUUCCUUCCUCUGUGAAGGAAGAGACUUCUGAGGUACUUCAUGAGUCCUCAGUGAAGAAAACUGAUGAUAGUUAUUCCUCAGAAAAGAGUAGCUCUCAGAUUGGUUUUCUAGAAAAGUCUCCUCAAGAACCUAUAACAGCAUUAUUAAUGUCUACCGCUUCUCACAGUUCUGUGACAUCAAAUUGCAUAACAAGAGGAAAUUGUAUGGAAGAUCAGACUGAGAAUAGCCCAAAUUCUGAGGUAUCAUUACAAAAGACAGCUCUUUCAUCUGACUGUAAGAGAAGUCUUUCACCUACUGAAAGAAUGGUUACUAACAAUCAUAUCAAGACUAGACCUUUUAAUAAAGAUAGUUUUGUAAUCUGCUCUUCAAACAUUCAUGGAAUAACUUCUGUACCUCACAGAGGAACUAGUUCUACAGAGUCUGCUGAUGGUGACAUUUCUUUAUUACGGCUUACAGAAGACAUGUCUUCUUCGAUAAAGGAUGAUUUAGAUGAAAAAAGAAAAUCUUCUGAAGAUUUGUAUUGCAAUAAAGAAAGUACCUUAAAUGCUUUUGCCCUCACAGUUGCAGAACUGUUGCCAGAAUCACUCAAGAAGAGUGAAUCAUCAUUUGAAACAGAAAAGAAUUCUCCCAAAAUAAAACUGAGCUUUGAUAAAAGUACUGUAUCCACAGAAAUGGUUGCAAAUAGAUCUAAUUAUUCUGCUAAGCCUUCUUCCAAGGAGGAGGAGGAGGAGGAGGAGGUGAUGGUGGUUUCAAAAGUGCCUAUCACAGAUGUGAAGAGUUCCUUAUUUACUUUAAAUACCACACACAAUUCAGUUGUGUCCCAUCUUUUUUCCACAAUAGUUCCCAUAGCUAAACAAGAAUCCAUAGAUAAAGUUAGUUAUGGAAGUCCCUCUGAAGUAGAAUGGAACACUAAUUCACCCUGUCCUCAUAUUUUCACUACCUCAGACAAAGUCUCUUCCCAAGAAGAGUCUACCUCUGCAAAUGUCCUUGGCUCAUUCAGGAAUACCUCGGAAUACAGUCGUCCAAAAAAUAAAUGUCAUCCAUCAGGUGGAAUAAGUAGGAACCUUACACAUUCUUCAUGUGCAAGUAGUAAUUUGUACACAGAUUCAGUUAUUAAGAGCACAUUGCCAGAAAAUGAAUGUCACAUUGUAAGUGAAAUUGAUCAUUGCCUUGCCAGUAUUGUUAAGAAAGUUUCUGAGAUCCGUCCACCUUGUGAGAAUAUUGAAGACACUUGCCUGCCAGCUAAGGGACAAGUGAACAAGCAGGAAGUUCCUCCAGCUACAUCUUCAGAGCAACUUUUGUCUCUAGUUGGUAUUAAAAAUAAUAGAUUGUUGGUAGUUCAUGACAGACCUGAAUUAAGUUCCCCACAAGUUGCUGUUAAAAGUAGCCACUCACUACCUGAGGUCACAGAAACAAUACACAUGUCAGCUGCAGUUUCUGAUUUCUACCAUACAAGAAAAAGUGAUGUUGAAUUUGAUCAACCUGCAUUUACAUCUACAAGGAACAUUUGCUUGCCAUCUGUGGUUCCUGAUGACACUUGUGAUCUAGCUCAUGUUUUUGGAGGGAUGCAGGUACCAACUUCGGUUACUGCACCAAGACAUUCAGCACCUACAAGUGCUGAAACUAGUGAUCCCCAUGUGGUUGUUGAUACUGGAGCCAAGCUUUUGUCAGGAACUGUUAAUGAUGCUGCUCAAUCCCUUGUUGCUACUGGAGCUGCUUAUUUAAAACAUGCAGCUAAUGCCAACCUCAAAUGUAUUACAGGAGGUCUCUUACCAGACGCUUCUGAAAUUAACCACCCAUCAGUUGACACCACUGAAGUCACCCACCCAUCAUCUGAGACUACUAGUGUUAGUCAUUCACUAAUUGAGGGAACUAAAGUCAGCAGUUUACCAGCCGAGGUCAGCCCUCCAACAGUGGAGGCUGCUGAAGUUGCCCAUCCAUCAGCUGAAGUGGCCAGUUCAUCAGCCAAGGUUACAGAGGUUGUCCAGCUAUCAGCGAAGGCCACUAAGAAUGCCCAUUCGUCAGCCAAGGCUACUGAGGUCGUCCAUCCAUCAGCUAAGGCCAAGGCCACAAAAGUCAGCCAUAUUCCAGGGAAAAACACCAAAGUGGGUGACCCAUUAAGCAAAGUCAGUAAAACAAGUCACUCAUUUGCUGAAGCUGUUGUACUUAGCAAUCCCUCGUGUGACAAUAUUGAAGUUGUCACCCUGUCAUCUGAAGUCGCAGCAGUUAACAACACGUCCACUGAAGCCGCUAAAGUCAAUCAGCCAUUGGUCAAUUAUCCAUCAACUUAUGAUUUUGUUAACUUUAACCUGUCAUCUGAAAGUUCUGAAAUCGAUCGCUCACCAUUUGCUAACAUCACAGAAACUGGUUGCUCAUCACUUGAAACCACAGACUCUUUACAGACUGCUUCUGAGAUUAAUAAUCAUUCAGAAGUCAAUAAAGCAAGCACACUAUUAACUACCAUUGUUGAAAUUGAAAAACUGCCAAAUCAUGUAUAUUCUGAGAAUGGUGGAGAUCUGGUUACACAAACACUAAAUGUGAUGUAUCCAGUGACCAGAGCUACCACUAGAGGGACUCUUCCUCAAUUCAGUAUCACAAAUGAAGGUAGACCUCCACCAGCAGAUGCUGUGCUCUGUGCCAAAUCACACAUCACCUCUCCAGAAGCUGAUGAUCAAGCAGAUUCAGAAGCAGCCAGACAAAAUAUCACUCAUUGUGGCAAUAAUGACAAAGUAUCUCUCAUACAUUCAGGGGCCGAGGUUGCACUAAGCCUUGUUCAUUCAGAGGAUGAUGACAAACAAGAUGCUGUCUAUCCAGAUGCUGAUAUCAGGCCAGGUCUUGCACAUUCAGAAACUAAUGGCAGAUUAAAUAUAACAUGUCCAGAGGCUGACACCAAAUUGAACCUCUCACAUCCAAAUAAUGUAAGACCAGCAACUGUUUCCACUCCAGAAAUUGACCAUCCAGCUUUUGAUUCCGAAGUUGAAGUUAAACAUACGACAGAUGUAGUCACGGCUGCAGUAGAACAGACCUUAUGUGAAUCCACUGAAGUCAGACCUGUUACAGUUGAAAUGACUGCUGAUGGUCAGCAUACAACAUCUAAAACCACUGCUGGUGUCAGUUGUCGGCUUAAAAGAAGUGCUGAAAUCAAUCAUUUACGAGUUGAGGCCAUAAGUGAAGUCUGCCACAAAAAAAAGGAAGCCAGUACCAAAGCCUGCUUCUCAGUGUUUGAUAAAGUUGAACACCCACAAGUUGAUAAAAUCACUAAUGUCAGCCACUUAACAAAUGACAAAAUCACUGCCAAAGUGAGUGAGUCAGCAAUCAAAAGUGUCACUGCUGAAGUUAGCCACUCAGAACAUUGUGAUAUCACUGAAGUAAGUGACUCUACAGUUGAUGAAAUCACUGCUGAAAGUAGCCACAAGUUGUUUGAGGCUGUUGCUGAAUUUAAUCAUCCAUCACCUGAAGCUAGAAUAGAAGUUAGCAAAUCAUCCCUAAAGCCCACUUUAGAUUGUCGGUCGAAAUUGGUGUCACCAUUAGUUUCUACUGGCGUCAUGGAAGGAAGUUCACAGAUGGAACCAUUCAUAGAUGAUGGUAGACUAUGGUUAGGGUUUAAGAGCAAAACAGUAACUUCAUUGGGAGAAGUUACUCAAAGACUUGAAAACCCAUUUUGUCAAGAUGCCUGUAAUUUUGAUGAAAAUGAAUGUGGUGGACAUAAUGACUGUUUAUCUGCUAGAAUUCUCAGCAGCGUACUCGGUGCAACCAAAAGUGACUUCGUGGAAUGUACUGUAAUAGGUGGAACUAGUACUUACAAUGACAGAGAUGAUAGUGGAGAUCCACCAAGAAUACAUCUUUCUAACUCUCAAACAAAUAACCCCACAAGUCAAGAAGCUUCAUCUUUAAAUGAGAAUCUUGAUAUUGGGAGUAAUGAUGAAGAUAAAUUAUUAUUGGAAUUAGCACCAGUGAAGGAGGAGGUACAACAAUCAGCUGAGGACUUAUUUGAUGGAGUAUUGUCAAAUGUCGAGGAAGUUUGGCUUGCUACCACUGACACUUCUAGUAGUGUUAGUGACUGUUUACCUUUCAUGACUGAUGCUCACAUUAGAGAAGAGCAAGUACCCAGUAAUAUGCUAGAAGGUACAACUUCAGAGAGAGACGAUAAGGCUCAGGAAUUAGAUGCUAUAGAAGCUGAAUGUCCAUUGUGUUUUUUGAGAUUAAAUGUACCAUUAGAUAAUCACCUUACAAAAUGUCAUGUAUGCAAUACUUUUGUACCAGCUAAGGCAACUUAUGCAUAUCAAUACCAUAUGCUGAAAAGAGUCAAAGAUGUUAUGGAAAUACCCGAGCCCGUGGAGAUUGAAUCCAGUGCAUACGUUUGUCGGUUGUGCCACUUUGCCUCACGAGAUAUUGAUGCUGUGAGAUUUCAUUUGAAUACUCAUGAAGCUGUGUAUCAAGUAAGAGUAGGUGAUGUAACUUGUGAAUGUAAUCAAAAAAAAUAUUCGUACCCCUUCCAUAAGUGGAAGACGUUAAUUCACAAUAGCAGUUACUAUUGUUUUAAGUGUAAUUAUUACUUUGCUUGUGAAAAGGGAUUCUCAAACCACCUAAAAGCAAUACAUUUUAUAAAAAAUUGUUGCAAGAUCUGCAAAGCUCAAGUGCCAGAAGAAAGUAUAAUCUCUCAUGCCACUUGUCAUAAAGAUGACAGAACUUCUUUAAUCAGUGAAACUGUAAAUCAACAGAGUGCAUCUGUUGUCACUCGAUCAUCUGGAGGGAAUUUUGGUAUAUCAUGGAAUAUAUAUGAUAACUACAUCAAUUUCUUAGAUGGAAAAUUUUUUCAUCUAAGCACUCUUUCUAAAGUGUCUGAUCCAAAUCUUGACCGCAGUUAUCUGACACUUCCUUUGAAAAAUGUAAGGGAAGAAGCAGUAGUACCUGAUGAAGCACGGAUUGAUCCAGGAAAAGACAUUGCUAAAUAUAUGAAAGGUAAGAAAAGUAUUAAAAUAUCUCUUGAUGAUGAAUUCAUAAAAAACUUCAGUUUAUCUAUACAAAUGGAGCUCCAAAAGAAAAUUCUCAAAAAAGGACGGAAAGGACAUGGUAGUACUCCUCGAGCAAAACGGGAAAAUGAUCUUUUUGACAUUCUGGGUAUAUCUACUUUAAGAUCAAGAGGAACUAAAAAAAAGGAAACUUCAGAAUUGUCUGUAAAGCAGAUUCCUUUAAAGAAACCAAUAGAAAAAUUAGACCAAGAUAAUAAAAAAGAAACUGAUAACCCAGAAGUUCCUCUACUAACUCGUACAAGGUCAGGGAUGCAGUCUGGAAAAGGUGAUCAAGAGGACAAAAAUGAAAUAAAAUCUGUAUUUGCAGAACCAAGUGUUGUAGUUGAUGGAGAAUGGUCCAAGGCACACACAUACAUUUGUUGUUCUUGUGGUGCUGGCUAUUGGGAUUUAGCUGAUAUAAUGGACCAUAAAUGGGAGGUGCAUCCAUCAGUGUGGUGUGCACAUACCAUGAUACAGGGGCAAGGAGAAGUGCCACUUAGUUUUUGUAUGCAGUACCAGCCUCCCACCACUCGGCCGUACCGCCUGCCACUACCUGGUAUUCCAUUACAGCAAACCAGAUCCAGCAGAAGAAAUUCUGAUACAGAAUUGUCUGAGACAGAGAAAAUAAAUAUGAAGACCUGCUCUAGUUGCAGCAUGCAGUUCCAGGAUUUGAAUGUCUUCCAUGCCCAUUUGGUUGAAUGUGGUGGUCUUGCCCUAUUGUCUGCCAUGAAAAAGAAAAGUAAAAAGGGAUUUAGGUAAGAAUAAAUUAAAUGUAAAAGUUCUUAGUGAUGUAUAUAUAAUUGCUGUUAAUUGAUUUUCACCCAUGACUUUUUUUUCAAUAGGUAUUAGGCCAGGCUUUCCCAGUCAGUCUAUUUUUAACCAAUUUGCAGUACU